Molecule: messenger RNA, 4763 nt
Organism: Chrysochloris asiatica (Cape golden mole)
Lineage: Eukaryota; Metazoa; Chordata; Mammalia; Afrosoricida; Chrysochloridae
Gene: LAMC3
Product: laminin, gamma 3
Exons: 28
Coding region: 30-4763 (1577 amino acids)
Source: RefSeq, a predicted model, not a curated record
GGUGCGCACGGCCGUCGGUGCCCUGGACCAUGUCGGCAGCUGCGCUCCUGCUCAGCCUGGUGCUGCUGGCCCCUCGGGCGGCGGUCGCAGGCAUGGGCGCAUGUUACGACGGUGCGGGCCGGCCGCAGCGCUGUCUGCCGGAGUUUGAGAACGCAGCGUUUGGCCGGAGCGCAGAGGCCUCACACACGUGCGGCCACCCGCCCGAGGACUUCUGCUCGCACGUGGGAGCGUUGGGCACCACGGCGCAGUGCCAGCGCUGUGACGCUGCGGACCCUAAUCGCCACCACAAUGCCUCCUACCUCACCGACUUCCACAGUCAGGACGACAGUACCUGGUGGCAAAGCCCGUCCAUGGCCUUCGGCGUGCAGUACCCCACCUCGGUCAAAAUCACUCUCCGCCUGGGCAAGGCGUAUGAAAUCACCUACGUGCGGCUGAAGUUCCACACCAGUCGUCCUGAGAGCUUCGCCAUUUAUAAGCGCAGCCAUGCUGGUGGCCCCUGGGAGCCCUACCAGUACUAUAGCGCCUCCUGCCAGAAGACCUACGGCCAGCCGGAGGGCCUGUACUUGCGCCCAGGAGAGGAUGAGCAUGUGGCCUUCUGCACCUCCGAGUUCAGCGACAUCUCCCCACUGAGUGGAGGCAACGUGGCAUUCUCCACCCUGGAGGGCCGGCCCAGUGCCUACAACUUUGAGGAGAGCCCAGUACUGCAGGACUGGGUCACCAGCACCGAACUCCUCAUCUCCCUAGACCGACUCAACACCUUUGGGGAUGACAUUUUCAAGGACCCCAAGGUGCUCCAGUCCUACUACUAUGCUGUGUCCGACUUCUCUGUGGGUGGCAGGUGCAAGUGUAAUGGUCAUGCCAGCGAGUGCAGCCCCAGCGAGACAGGCCAGUUGGCCUGCCGGUGUCAACACAACACCACAGGCCCAGACUGUGAGCGCUGCCUGCCCUUCUUUCAGGACCGCCCUUGGGCCCGCAGCACAGCCGAGGCGGCCAACGAGUGUUUGCCCUGCAACUGCAAUGGCUACUCGGAGGAAUGCUCGUUUGACCGGGAGCUCUACCGAAGCACGGGGCAUGGUGGUCGCUGUCACCACUGUCGCCACCAUACUGCUGGCCCAUACUGCGAGCACUGCCAGGAGAACUUCUACAGAUGGGACACACAGAUGCCAUGCCAGCCAUGUGACUGCCAUCUGGCAGGCUCCCUGCACCUUCAGUGUGAUGGCUCGGGCACCUGCGCCUGCAAACCCACCGUGACAGGCUGGAAGUGUGACCGGUGCAUACCUGGGUUCCACUCGCUCAGUGAGGGAGGCUGCAGACCCUGCACCUGCAAUCCUGCUGGCAGCCUGGGUACCUGUGACCCCCGCAGUGGGCGCUGUCCCUGCAAAGAGAAUGUGGAAGGCAACCUGUGUGACAGAUGCCGCCCAGGAACAUUUAACCUGCAGCCCCACAACCCAGCCGGCUGCAGCAGUUGCUUCUGCUACGGCCACUCCAAGGUGUGUGCAGCCACCACCCAGUUUCAAGAGCAUCUCAUUCUCUCCGACUUCCGCCAGGAUGCUGAGGGCUGGGGAGCCAGAAGUGGAGGAGGCCCACAAUAUGCCGCACGGUGGACCCCAACGGGGAUCCUCCUGAGCCCAGAAGAUGGGGAGGAGCUCACAGCACCAGGGAAGUUCCUGGGAGACCAGCGGUUCAGCUAUGGGCAGCUCCUCACACUGACUUUCAGGGUACCCCUUGGGGUCUCCCCACCGCCCAUACAGCUAAGGUUGGAAGGGGCAGGCUUGGUCUUGUCUCUGUUGCACAUCAGCCUGUCUGAUGACUCCCAGGACACUGGGCAACCCGGGAAGAUGCAGCUCAGGUUCCAGUUGCAGGAAACCUCUGAGGACGCGGACCCUCUGCUGCCUGCCUUCCACUUCCAGCGGCUCCUUGCCAAUCUCACCGCUCUGCGCAUCCAGGCCAGCAGCCCAAGCCUGAGCCCUCUUGGUCAAGUGGUUCUGACUGAGGUCCGGCUCACAUCAGCCCAGCGGGGACUUUCCCCCACAGCCUCCUGGGUGGAGACUUGCUCAUGUCCCAAUGGGUAUGCAGGGCAGUUUUGUGAAUCUUGUGCUCCCGGAUACAAGAGGGAGACACCAAUGGGGGGUCCUUACUCAAACUGUGUCCCCUGUACCUGCAACCAGCAUGGCACCUGUGACCCCAACUCAGGGACCUGCUUGUGUGGCCACCACACUGAGGGCCCAUCCUGUGAGCACUGCCUGCCAGGUUUCUAUGGCAACCCCUUUGCAGGUCAAGCUGAUGAUUGCCAGCCCUGUCCAUGCCCUGGGCAGUCGGCCUGCACAACCAUCCCAGAGAGCAUGGAGGUGGUAUGCACCCACUGCCCCCGAGGCCAGAAAGGGCGCCGCUGUGAGAUGUGUGAUGAUGGCUUUUUUGGGGACCCACUGGGGCUCUCUGGGCCCCCACAGCCCUGCCACCUAUGCCAGUGCAAUGGAAACAUCGAUCCCAAUGCCGUAGGCAAUUGUGACCCCCGAUCUGGUCGCUGCCUGCGCUGCCUCUAUAACACAACGGGGGACCACUGUGAGCACUGUCAGGAGGGCUUCUAUGGGAGCGCCCUGGCCCUACGGCCUGCAGACAAGUGUGUGCCCUGUAGCUGCACCCCAAGGGGCUCGCUCAGUGAGAAGACACCCUGCCACCCAGUGACUGGCCAAUGCCCUUGCCUGCCUCACGUGACUGGACGGGAUUGCGGCCACUGCAGCCCUGGUUUCUAUGAUCUCCAGCCCGGGAGGGGCUGCCAGAGCUGCAAGUGUCACCCAGUAGGCUCCCAGAAGGGCCAGUGCCAUCCCAAGACCGGACAGUGUCCCUGCCGCCCAGGCGUCGGGGGCCAGGCCUGUGACAGAUGCCUGGAGGGCUUCUUCGGCUUCUCAGCCAAGGGCUGUCGAGCCUGCAAGUGCUCCCCUCUGGGCGCCGCCUCUGCCCAGUGCCACGAGAACAGCACGUGUGUGUGUAGGCCUGGCUUCGUGGGCUACAAGUGUGACCGCUGCCAGGACAACUUCUUCCUCACAGCUGACAGUUUGCAUUGUCAGGAGUGCCCACCCUGCUACACCCUGGUUAAGGAGGAGGCUGCCAAGCUGAAGGCCAAGCUGAUCCUGAUGGAGGGGUGGCUGCAGGGGUCUGGCUGUGGCACUCCCUGGGGACCAUUGGACAUUCUUCAGGGAGAGGCCCCACGGGGAGAUGCCUACCAGAGCUAUCACCCACUGCAAGGGUCCCAGGAAGCCUUCCUGGAGCAGAUGAGAGACCUGGAGGGUUCUGUGAAAGCUGCACGGAAGCAUCUGUGGGUGCUGAGCAAGAUUGCCCGCUGUGGCCAGGCCAGAGCUGAGAAGACCUGCGUCCAGCUGGCCAAUCUUGUGACAGUGCUGGAGUCUUCCGAGGAGGAAAUUCUGCACGCAGCCUCAGUGCUCUCAUCUCUGGUGAUUCCUCAGAAAGGACCCAGCCAGCUCACCAACUGGAGCCAGCAGGCCACAGAGGCACGAACUCUAGCUAGAAGCCACUGGGACAUCGCUACCAAGAUCGAGACCGCUGCACGACGUGCCCUGCUCGCCUCCAACACCAGUUACACGCUCCUCUGGAAUCUGGCAGAGGGCAGAGUGGCCAUGGAGACCCAGCAGGAACUGGAGAACAGGUACCAGGAGGUCCAGGAGGCCCAGAGGGCGCUGGGUGAAGCUGUGGCAGAGGUGCUGCCUGAUGCCAAGAGGGUGCUGGCCUCCGUUCGGCAAGUUGGCACAGACGGAGCUCCAAGCCUGGCCUCGCUGUCUACCCUGGGGACACUGCCUCAGGAGACCCUGGCCCAGGACUUGAACCUGAAGGUACAGACAUUGGAGCAGACAGUGUCAAUGAGAGAGCAUGUGGCCACCAAAGCUGUACAAGACCUUCAGGCUACCGUCCAGGAGGUGCUGCAGAAGAUGGAACCCCUCACACAGCUGCGCCAGGAGGCCAGAGCUGCCCUGACCCAGGCUUCUUCGUCUGUCCAGGCUGCCACAGUGACCAUCACAGGAGCCAGGACUCUGCUAGCUGAUGUGGAAGGAAUGAAGCUGCAGUUUCCUCAGCCUGAGGACCAAGCCACACUGCGAAGGAAGGCAAAUGUUGUCCGGGACAGGCUCCUUGCAGACACGAAGAAGAAGACCAAGCAGGUGGAGAGGAUGCUGGGAAAUGCAGCAUCUGUCUCCUCCAGUGCCAAGAAGAAGAGCAGAGAAGGAGAGCAGUUGGCCAAGGACAGUGCCAAGUCUGCCAAGGCUUUGCUGAGGAAGGGGAAGCAGGAGAAGCGUUGUGCUAGCCGGCUGGCCAGCCAGACACAGAUGACUCUCCACCAGGCCUCCCAGCAGGUGCUGGCCUCCAGAGCAAACCGAUGGGAGCUUGAGGAAGUGGAGCGGGUGGGUGCUGAGCUAAGCAAGAUGGAGCGGCAUAUCCGGGAGUCUCGUCUUUCCCUGGAGAUGGACAUCAAGACUUUGUCGGAGCUACUUGUUAGGCUGGGGUCACUGGACACCCAUCAAGCCCCAGCCCAGGCCCUGAACGAGACACAGCGAGCACUGAAACACCUGAGGCUUCAGCUCAGCUCACCGGGAGCCCUGCAAGGGAAACUGAGGCUGUUGGAGCAGGAGUCUGAGCAGCAGGUGCUCCUGAUCCAGAACUUUGAAAGUGACCUUGCGGAAAUCCGUGCUGACAAGCAGAACUUGGAGGCCAUCCUGCACAGCCUGCCCGAGAGCUGUGCCAGCUGGCAGUGA